AUGUACAAAUAUAAUGUCGGAAUCAGGCGACUUCUUGGCACAUCCGCUAGAAGAUUCGAAGCGGUGACUCCACAAAAUUCAAAAGCAGUCGUUCUUGAAGGUGAGGCGAGAAGGAGAGAGCUUGAGGCUUUGCGUAGACAGAAGAGGUUCGACUUAUGGACGAUCGAAGGCCAAGAGCGAGUACGGCAACAGCUCGGCCCAACUCAAGAAAAUAUUAAAACUCAAGCAGAGAAGAUAAAAUCCAUGAAGUUAAAAAAUGAUCCGGACGUAAAAGAAGAAGUAACGAUAUUAAAGAAAUUGAAAAAGGAACUCGAAGACCUUGAACGCGAAAUUCUUCUGGCUGACGACUUCUUCGACUCCGCUGGCUUCGUUCAAACUAUUAAAAACCGGUUUAUUUAUGCUCAAAGUGGAGAGAUUUAUGGCGGAGGAGCGGGAUUAUACGACUUUGGGCCGCUUGGAACAAAGUUGAAGAAUAACGUCAUCAAUGCAUGGAAAAAAAUCUUCGUAAAUGGCAAGCCAACUGUUUUUGAAAUUGACACGGCAAUCAUGACGCCCGAGAAAGUUCUUCAAGGAUCUGGCCACACCGAAAAAUUUGCCGAUAUGAUGGUGAAAGAAAUCAAAACUGGAGAAUUUUUCAGAGUUGAUCAGCUGCUUUCUUCAAAGAUCGAGAAAGAAAGAUCUUCAAAUAAAUUCUCCGCAAAAGAGCUUGAAGAAGAUCUUUUGUUGGUGGAAUCGCCAGACCAUUCAGUCAUUGAAAAACUACUGAGGAAAUAUUUCGGCGAAGGGGUUUUCUCAGCGCCGACGAAUUUCAAGCUGAUGUUUUCUUGCAAACUUGGACCGGACGAAAGUGGUGAUAAUUUCGGUUUUCUUCGGCCGGAAACAAGUCAAGGCGUGUACACAGUGUUCCCAAGGAUACUCCAUCACAAUAACGGAAACUUGCCAUUUUCAGUCGCUCAAAUUGGAACAUCAUUUCGAAAUGAGAUCAAAGCUAGUGGGGGCCUACUACGUUGCCGAGAGUUUCAGAUGAUGGAAUUGCAGCAUUUCUACGAUCCUAAAGACGAUGAUAUCAAAUUAAAUUCGCCAGAGCUUGAGCAAGUAUUGCCUGUUCUUUCGAGAGAUGCUCAAACAAGCGGUCGUAGCAUUCAAGCGCUCAAAGUCGAUGAGAUUCUUCAGUCUGGGAUUGUUAGCUCGCCAAUUUUAGCAUCAUAUCUGGUCAAGACUUUUCAAUUUCUGAUGACUCUCGGAAUCGAUCAGUCGAAGAUCAGAUUCAGACAGCACCUGGAACACGAGCUUGCGCAUUAUGCUAAAGAUUGCUGGGAUUUGGAAAUAAUGACACGGCAGGGCUGGAUAGAGUGUGGAGGAUUGGCUAAUCGUGGCUCUUAUGAUCUUAAAAAUCACGUUGAGGCGAGUGGAACAAGUCUGAUGGCAGAAAGGCAGCUAACAGAACCUAAACCGGUAAAAAUCUAUGGAAUCAAAGUCAAGGCUCCGAAAAAGUUCAAAAAGACACCGGAAGUACUCAAAUUCGUCAAGAGCAUGAACCAGGAGCAGAUUCAAAGAAUAUCAGAAGAUGAUUCUGAUUUUAUCGAAAUCGAGGGCGUCUCAGUUGCGAAAAACGAACUAUUGAUAAAAGAAGAAAUCAGAAAUGUUCAAGUGGAGUCUUUUUAUCCUGAAGUCAUUGAACCGUCCUUUGGUCUUGGAAGGAUUCUAGUUGCGCUUCUUGAGCACAACUUUCAGCAGAGAGAAGUUGAUGGGAGAAAGUUCUUCACCUUUCCACCCGCUCUUGCACCAUACAAGACUUCCGUUAUGACGAUUGUCAACAUCAAAGAAUUGGAUGAAAAAGCUCAUUCUAUUUCAAAAUUAAUUUGUGAUCAACUGUCCGCUUUGAAUGUUGAUUAUCGGUCAGACACUGGAGGAAAAACUAUCGGCAGAAAGUAUAGUUUGAUUGAUGAAAUUGGAGUUCCGUAUGGGGUUGUCAUCGAUUAUGAUACCUUCAGAUACUCUCCUGCCACAGUUUCUCUCCGGGAUCGUGACACACUCACUCAACUCCGGAUUAAUGUCAACGAAGUCGCUCCAUUGAUCCAUCAACUUACCAAUAAUGAAAUUUCCUUCGCCCAGGCAGAGAAAAAGUACCUCUGGCAAGAAGAGUUUUUGGACAGUCCAGACCAAUUUACGCUUCGCGAAAACUUCAAGCGCACUACAAACGGGAUGAAGUAUUCUGAACCCGACGUUGGAAAACUUCUCGCCAGUUUGGCCGAUGUUGCAGUCCAGCUUGGAAAGCCAGAGCUUUUGAUGCAUAUUCAUAACUUUAAAAGAGACAUGAACUAA
Molecule: messenger RNA, 2325 nt
Organism: Oikopleura dioica
Lineage: Eukaryota; Metazoa; Chordata; Appendicularia; Copelata; Oikopleuridae
Source: the annotation of a GenBank genome assembly